Messenger RNA from Anoplopoma fimbria (sablefish), 2967 nucleotides. It is a transcript of the gene parp9, whose product is annotated as poly(ADP-ribose) polymerase family member 9. Gene Ontology annotation, cellular component: nucleus; cytoplasm. The record is from RefSeq and is a predicted model, not a curated record. Gene Ontology annotation, biological process: positive regulation of type II interferon-mediated signaling pathway; negative regulation of gene expression. Gene Ontology annotation, molecular function: transcription corepressor activity; ubiquitin-like protein ligase binding. NCBI's taxonomy places the organism in Eukaryota, Metazoa, Chordata, Actinopteri, Perciformes, Anoplopomatidae.
GUCACAUUAAAACCAGGUUUGACUGAAGUCCGCACCCUGUCGCACAGUUUCACUUUCUAAAUUACUCGGUACUUUUUCAAGCUCGCUUGGCUCUGUUUCAGAACCAUGACCAGUAAACUAGAUAUUCCUCUUAAUGGGACUGCGCUCAACAUUGUGAGACGAUGUGGCCCUCCUCUGAGCGAUGUACUCCAAAGCAAGUUUGGAUGCGUGGCCACCAUCGACGGUGUGGAUUUUGAUAGAGAUCUGCACGCUGUCCAGCAGAAGAGACCAACUUUCGUCAAAGAGAGAAGGUUUACUACUUCCCUGCCUUGUGGCGUUCAGGUGUCUGUGUGGAAGGCUGAUCUCGCCGAUUUUAAGGUAGAUGCCGUUGUGAAUGCUGCUAAUGAACGUCUUCAGCAUGAUGGUGGCCUCGCCCAAGCUUUGUCCAAUGCCGGUGGUCCACAAAUACAGAAACAGAGUGAUGAUUACAUUGCAAAGAACGGUCCAUUGAAGACAGGUAAUGCAAUUGUCCUUGAUCCUGGGUCCUUGUCAUGCAAGAAGAUUAUUCAUGCUGUGGGCCCAUACCUAUCAGUAAAUCCCUUUCAGUCUGAAUUUGUUCGGGCUGAGCAGCUGUUGGAGAACGUCAUCAGGAGCAUUCUAGACGAAGUUGAGAAAAGCAACCUGCAGUCUGUUGCCAUUCCUGCCAUAAGCUCUGGUAUUUUCAACUACCCCCUGGCACCGUGCGCCAACACCAUAGUGGUGACUGUGAAACGCUACUAUGAUAGAAGACGCUCUCCAGGACAUCUCCCCAAAGAGAUCCUCUUUGUGAACAACGACGAUCCCACAGUCAGAGCAAUGGAGACUGCCUGCCUUCGGAUAUUAGGCAACAGCAAAAGCGGCGGAGAUGCCAAAACCUCAGCAGCUUCUGUCCAGCUUGGAAAUGUCUGCCUGACACUGAUGAAGGGUAACAUUGAGGAACAGCUGACGGAUGUCAUUGUUAACACCACAUCUUGGGAUCGAGACUUGAGCGUUGGUCAAAUCUCCAAAGCAUUAUUGGACAGAGCUGGUCAAGGAAUGCAACAUGAAAUUAGAAAGGCUACUCCGAAGGAACGUGUCAUCGUCACAAAAGCCUACAAUCUGCAAUGCAAAGAGGUGUUUCAUACCUUUUGCCCUGAAAAGGGAAGAGACUCAGCACGUGAGAGAGCACACAUUGUUCUUUUCAAAUCAGUAUUGGAUUGCUUGUGGAUCGCAGUUGCAAAUAAGCACAAGUCAAUUGCUUUCCCCGCCAUCGGCACCGGACACCUCGGGUUCAGUAAAAAGGUCUGCCGAAUCAUGUCGCAGGCAGUGUCCAACUUCGCCCAAAAGGCCGCAGCGAAGAUGGACGUUUACUUCGUCAUAUUUCCUUCGGACGACAACACAUUUAAGGCUUUUAAAGAACAAAUGGAACAUCUCAGGAAAAGCGCAUCCCAUCCCAGCUUUCAACAAGCAGUGGACUUGAUGAGAGAUGACCUCCAUGGCAGCAGAGCUCCCACUCCACAGAUCAGCCUGCACGGCCCCUCUGAGGAAGCAACACGCGAGGCUGACCGGUGGCUGAGCAGCCUUCUCUUCAGAUCUCCCGGACUUGUCUUUAUCUGCAACAACUUCAUCCAGCACUUCGGCGAGCAGGAACAUCUGCAGCUGUCCCGUCUGGUCCAAGGGGGCCUUUCCAUCGAGGAGUUCUUCGAGAACGGUCGCGCAGGCUUGCUUGUGAGAGGGGAGUCUAUUGAGGACGUCGUAGUUGCUGGGUUGCAGGCGGAGGCCAUACUCUGCAGCAUCCAGAGGGAGUUUGUCUUGGAGGAAGAGUACACCAUGCUUCAGGCCACGUUGUCUAAGGAUCUGUCCUAUGAAAGAAAGAUGGUUGAAUUCACAAGCCCAGAAAUCAAGGAUAUAUUCUCUCGCUUCAAAAAAGAGAGGCUGAGGAUAUUGAAGGUGGACAGAGUGGAAAACCCUGCACUGCAGACGCUUUUUGACCUCAAGAAAAAACAGCUACGCUGCAACAUUCCUCCACAAGAAAUGAUUCAGCGCAUACCUGCACACUUCUGUGAGAUGGUCAGCCGUAUUGGAUUCCAUGCAGAGUACGCGCCACCUGAUGACACAGCAUAUGGAGAGGGCAUCUACUUUGCUGCCAAAUUGGGGACUGCCUUGGAAUUGUGGAAGGUGCAGAAGGAUGAACAAGACGAGUAUCUGUACUUCGUGACGGCCGCGGUGCUGACAGGAAACUCCACCCGUGGUAGAGCAGGUCUCAUUCUGCCACCUGCUGUGGGGGCGGAUCCACACAUCAUGUACGACAGCGUGAGCGGACCUGAUAUCUCGGUCAUAUUUAGUGGAUACCAAGCUCUGCCCAGGUACAUAAUCACCUGUAAGAAGGACUGAAGAGUGAUUCCUUCGGUUUCCUCUAGGUUCUGUUGUAUGGAAUAUUUACAAAUGUAAGAAUAGCAACAGGAAGUUAGAUUCUUCUAAAUCACGCUGAAGGGCUUUAUUAAUAUAGUUUUUUGGCUGUUUGCGCUAAUUCUUGAAAUCCUAUAGGUAAUGGAGACCAUAACUUAAAUAAAAGCUUAAAUUUAGCUUAAGAAACACAUGUCAUUAGCUUUGAGUUUCUUAUUUUUUCCUUACAAGUUUGUUUUGGGGGGUGAUUAACAUAUUUUACAUAGCAGCAUAAUCAUUUCUAUAUCAAAGAUUCUACUUUAAAAAUGCCCCUAUGGCAUCAAUAUCCUACUUUCAACACUGGCUGAGGCAAUUGUUUAGAGGCACCACAUGAUAUAUGCAAAUAACAUUAGAGCAACAAAUUGUACCAGUGAUUGUUAACUGACAUAUAACUGAUUUUUUUUAGUUUAGAGUAAGUUUAUAAACCCUUCAUAUAACAGGGGAAAGCUUUGGCUACAAUGAUUGUAUGGUAUUUUUGGAGCACCUGGGGGCAGCAGGUUAAGAGUGUCUGAUUCAUAUUAAACA